UCAAUCCAAGAUAUUUGAAUUCAUAGUUCGGACGACCCAACGAUCUAAAAAAAAUAAAUCACCACCCAGAACCUGGACCACCAGCAAGAGGCUAGAAGCUAGACUACUCUAAACAGUAGUCCCGGUUCGCCUCCCCACACUCUUGCCCUACUUUGAUUAUUAACUUUACUUGUCACGGGAAACUACAAAUUCCCAGCAUCCCGCUUCUAAUUAAUCUUCCCCUUUCCCACUUCUUCAUUGCGAAACGCACCCGACCAAAUCAUUCCGCUGUUUUGCAAUCCGUCAUCAGUGUCGCCAACACCUGGGCGUAGCCCACCCCCAAAGGCGACUCGAGCCGCCAAACCACUUCUCGAUUCGCCGGAACUAAGCCUUCCAUCUCCCCGCCGCUGCCCCGUCGCCAAGUGACCUUUUUCCUAUUCGAGACUUAGAGACUCAGAUCGAUUGUAAAAAACCUCCGCCCAACAUAUAUUACCUUUCCGCGCAGAGCACCCUCCCUCACUUUUAAUCCUUCAGAAAUGUCGAGCAAUUCGGAAAAGACGGUUUCACCCAGCGCCUCAAAGCAAUCGUCAAUAAAAUCAUUCGAGCUCGCCACAAAAUCCCCGAAGAUACGACCCCAGAAUGGUCAACCUAUUAACGAUGCCCUUCAUGCCGAGGCUCAGCCGAGGCAACCCGAGAAGGCUUCCAUCAAGGAUAGGUUAACCCGGAUGUUCUCCAAUAAGGACGAACUGCCCAGAUCCGGCCUUGUUGAUGCCUCACAGCCUUCCAAGCGCGCUGUCCCAAGCCCCUCUCCCAGCCAGACUGGUGUCGCAUCACCAGCAAAGCCAGCCUCCGUAGCACGCAAGCCAUCCUCAGCUGACCCAACUGCCGCGACAAAGUCGGUGCACCACCACCAACGGUUUGUCAUGAAUCCAGAUGUUGCCGGCGGCCACGAACAUCACCUCAAGGGUAGCAAGCGACAAGAGAAACUGUCCGACAUGUGGAAAACCCUCCUUGGAAGGAAACAAGAUCAACCGCCCGAAGCCGAUUUAUCUUUGGUCUCUAGCUGGGUCGAUACCCUGAAGCAAGAGAAGGAGUCGCUGGCCGGUGAUAGGAAAGGAGGGCCCAACCAGAGCUCCACUCUAGUCGAGAAGUAUGGUAAAUGCCAGGAGGUUGUGGGCCGCGGCGCUUUCGGCAUUGUGAGGAUAUCGCACAAGAAGGUGGAUAACGGAGAGAAGCUUUUUGCCGUCAAGGAAUUCCGUCGCAGACCCGAAGAAACCGAGAAGAAGUAUAGUAAGCGUCUGACGGCAGAAUUCUGCAUCUCAUCUUCGCUGCGCCAUCCGAAUAUUAUCCACACCCUAGACCUGCUGAAGGACCAAAAAGGUGACUACUGCGAAGUUAUGGAGUAUUGCUCUGGUGGUGACCUUUAUACUCUCGUCUUGGCUGCUGGAAAAUUAGAAGUGAUGGAGGCCGACUGUUACUUCAAGCAGAUGAUGCGCGGCGUCGAAUAUUUGCACGAGAUGGGUGUAGCGCACCGCGAUCUAAAACCGGAGAAUUUGCUCCUGACAAGCCAUGGCGCCUUGAAGAUUACCGAUUUCGGCAACGGCGAAUGCUUCAGGAUGGCCUGGGAAAAUGAUGCCCACAUGGUCUCGGGUCUUUGCGGAUCGGCCCCUUAUAUCGCCCCCGAAGAAUACAUCGACAAGGAGUUUGAUGCCCGUGCCGUCGAUGUCUGGGCUUGCGGUGUUAUUUAUAUGGCGAUGCGAACUGGAAGGCAUCUUUGGCGAGUGGCUAAGAAGGACGAAGACGAGUUUUAUGAGCGGUACCUAGAAGGGCGCCGCGACGAGGAAGGUUAUGGCCCGAUCGAGUCGUUACACCGAGCUCGGUGUAGAAAUGUUAUCUACUCUAUCCUGGACCCCAAUCCUACGCGACGUAUCACAGCGUCGCAGGUCCUCAAGUCAGAAUGGGGCCGCGAAAUUAAACUCUGCAAGGCUGGCGAAGAAGGUGUUUAAGCGAUGCCGCUUUUUCCGAACGAGCACCUGCUCUUCGAGCAAGGGACGAGGACGUUUUAAUGAUCGGCCGAUCUUGGAAUGUUGUGUACCUUCGUCCCUUUGGUGUCCUCAUCCCUUAUAGGAGAUGACGACCCUGAUGUGCUUCGCUGCCUUGCCGAAAAAAAAGAUCCUUCCAUAACCCUGUCCAAUCCACAAGCACGAGUUCUCAAAUUCUCAUUCAUGAACUAAACAUCCUUUCAUUUUGCAUGGAGUUCUGGUGAAAUUACGGUUUCUUGCAUCAUCCUUUCAUUCUCGAAUUCGUAUUCUUCACUACACAUUUUAGUCUCGAAACUUCGGAUCAUAGCACCAGGAUUUCCAUGCGCAGCGCAUCAAAACAGGAUUGGUGGAUAGAUGCGCCACGCGCUCUGCGAGUGAGCGUC
This is a messenger RNA of Annulohypoxylon truncatum, 2404 nucleotides long. RefSeq names its product serine/threonine-protein kinase hal4. Gene Ontology annotation, molecular function: ATP binding; protein serine/threonine kinase activity. The coding region runs from base 516 to 1985 and encodes 489 amino acids. Lineage: Eukaryota; Fungi; Ascomycota; Sordariomycetes; Xylariales; Hypoxylaceae. The record is from RefSeq and is a predicted model, not a curated record. Gene Ontology annotation, biological process: intracellular signal transduction; protein phosphorylation; intracellular monoatomic cation homeostasis. The transcript is spliced from 2 exons.